GCUUCUCCUCCACUUUCCUACCCAACCCAGCUUCCUCCUCAUCCUCUUCCUCUCUCUGAUGGCCAACCUCCUUCCCGGUAACGCCUCCGCCUCCGCCUCGCCAUGAGUGGCCUCACCGUCGACCUCCGAUGGUCCCGGGUCCUGAGUCUCUCCCGUCUCCGCCGCUUCCUCCGCCUCCUCCUGCGCCGCCUCCUCUCUUGUUCCUCCCCUGGCGGCCGCGGCCGCUACCGUCGCCUCAAGGCCCAGAUUUCCUCCCUUCCUCAGAUCGAUCUCGCGCAGUGCGUCCGUCCCGUUGCCUCCGGAGCUCGGACGGAUGCCGUCGAGGCGGAUCCGGACCUGGUCACUCUCAAGAUCAGCCUGCUUGGUGACCAACACACAGGAAAGACAAGCUUCAUGAUGAAGUAUUUGGGUGAUGCGGAAGAACAAAGAGGGCUAGAAAUUACAGGUUUAAAUUUGAUGGACAAAGUCUUGGAUAUUAAGGGAGGAGCAAGAAUUGCUUUCAGUAUUUGGGAUGUAGGAGGUGAUGCCAAAUUUCUUCAUCAUGUUCCUAUAGCUUGUAAAGACUCUGUGGCGAUUCUCAUAAUGUUUGACCUCACAAAUCGCUCCACUCUAAACAAUGUCAUUGUCUGGUAUCAGAGAGCAAGAAAAUGGAACAAGGCAGCAAUUCCUAUUUUAAUAGGAACCAAGUUUGAUGAUUUUGCUCAACUCCCUCUUGAAAUGCAAUGGGCUAUAGUGAAUCAGGCCAGAGCAUAUGCGAGAGCAAUGAAAGCGACGCUAUUCUUUUCGAGUGCUACCCACAACAUAAACGUCAACAAAAUCUUCAAGUUCGUGGUGGCCAAGCUGUUUAACCUGCCAUGGUCCCUCCAUAGAAAUUUGACCAUUGGAGAACCGAUAAUAGAUUUUUAAGGUUCUCAGUUUUGGCUUUCGUGACUCAUUCUUCCCUUCUCUUUAGAACAAGUGCGAAAUUGUAAAUAGCAGCACAGGCCUACCUUUUAUUCAGAAAUAACAGUUCAGAAUUACUUACAGAUAAAUAGAUGCGAUGCUCUUAUUUGACAAA
Molecule: messenger RNA, 1057 nt
Organism: Zingiber officinale
Lineage: Eukaryota; Viridiplantae; Streptophyta; Magnoliopsida; Zingiberales; Zingiberaceae
Product: septum-promoting GTP-binding protein 1-like
Exons: 6
Coding region: 103-906 (267 amino acids)
Molecular function (GO): GTP binding; GTPase activity
Source: RefSeq, a predicted model, not a curated record